Messenger RNA from Aspergillus calidoustus, 1062 nucleotides. The record is from the annotation of a GenBank genome assembly. Lineage: Eukaryota; Fungi; Ascomycota; Eurotiomycetes; Eurotiales; Aspergillaceae.
AUGGACUACCUCGCCGAGGCCCUGCAGGACGCGCUCUCGUGGGAAGCCAUCGAGGACAUGCAGUACUCUGCGUACUACGGGUACGUCCUCCGGCGGGGAAUUGCCGAGGACCUUCGACGGUUGGGGGUUCCCCAAAGCGAGGAGGAAUUGUCGGAGCUUGCUAAUGGUGUCCCACCAUCGGCUGACACUCACCUCGUCCCCGCCCGGAUUCUGACCGAAUUGCCCAUUGCCAUGCAUGGUGCCGGGGUCGUUCUUCGUGAUGUAUACAUCGGAGCGUUCCCCACCAGAGAAGAGUUCUCGAGACUGUGUCCGGACAACGCGGACAAGGAGGAGGGGGAGGAGAAAGAGGAAUUAAUCUGGUCAAAUCUCCAAGCAGCAUAUGGCCAGCUGCGCUCGGUCAGCUUCGGAGCAGAGCAUGGCCAGCGGCAUCCACGAGACGCGCAUCCUCGGGCCUCGCAGAAGCUCUAUUUUGAUCACUACCUCGGUGCACUGCUCUGCGGGCCCCAUCUGGAGUCUGUGCAUAUAAACCUUGAGGCAUUUGGUCUCACCUACUUCCGCCGUCACCCUGUUGGUGAAUUCCCGCUGGAUAGCCAGCACAGGCUUGGGGGCGUUCUUAGCAAGGUCAGGUUGCCGCGGGUCCGGGAUCUUCGGCUGAGCGGGAUCUCAGCGACUGAAAGUGAUCUCGGGCGCUUUUAUGCGGGGAUAGGUGGCGGAGUUAGGGAUAUUUAUAUGAAUUCGAUUCAUUUGACCGAAGGCAGUUGGAUGAGGACGUUGGAUAGCCUGCGUGAUCAUGUGCAGUGCAGCACCUGUGAGACCCGUCCGACAAUCAAGCUGGUGUCUCUGGCCGGGGGUGAGUAUGAGGCGCUCAGGAAGAGGGUGGGCUCCAGGCUUCGUAAGCCCAUGGAGGAUCCCUCACAGGAGCUUUAUAAUGAUGCGAUGGAUGAGCUGGUGACAGCGUACGUUUCUAGUGCUGAGGGCAUAGAGAACCCUUUUGUGAUGCCGAGUGAGGCUCUCGAAAUGGUCUCGAGGUCCGGGCUUCGUGGCGAGCUGCCUGUUGUUUAG